ACGCGACCAACCAAAACACGGAAGUAACGCUGCUCAGAGAGCUAAAAGUCGCAUGAAAGUCGCAGUUGCUUCUUUAUUUGUGGGAGUAAUUUUUAUCAUUCACCAUGGAAGACCAGGAGAUGCAGCUUAAAGUCAGACGAGUGAGUGAGAAAUUCACGGAGAGCAUGUAUGUCCUGGCUAACGAGCCGUCCGUGGCUCUGUACAGACUGCAGGAGCAUGUCAGGAGAUCCCUACCUGAGUUGGCGCAGCAUAAGACAGACAUGCAGAGCUGGGAGGAGCAGAGCCAAGGAGCCAUCUACUCAGUCGAAUAUGCCUGCAGUGCCGUGAGAAGCAUGGCCAAAAGCAGCGUGUAUUUCAAAAAUAUUGACGGCCUCCUGCGACACGCCAUCAGCAUGAAGGAGCAGAUGAGCAUCUCUCAAGGACGUAGAAAAAGGACAGUGGAUCCCGGCAUGCCAAGGGACACAGGAGAGAAGCACAACUCCGGAAUGUGACGACACUUCCCGACCUUUCCCCAUUUUCUGCUCCUUCUCUCCGCUACCUCUUUGAUUGAAGCGGAGCGGUCGACGUCCUCAGCCCCGUCACCGCCUAGUCCACCUCCCGCCGGCACAAGCCGCUCAGCGGAACGGAGCGGCCCAGCGUCGCCAGGUUCGGCUUUGUAAAACGCUAAAGUCAUGGAUGCGGCUCAAAGGGCGCAUUGUUCUCUCGAGCUCGCUGGACGAGAACAGCGGAGCUGUUUUCUUUCUCGGCUGUUGACAGCUCACAUCUUGGACGUUAGCCGUCAAGGACACUCCUGCAUUUGUUUAGGGUUACUCAUACGGUAUGGUAUGGAUACACCAGCAUCAAAUAUCGAUAUUGUGACGUAUCAGUAUUGCUACACCCCCAUUAAAUAGCAAAUUUGUAUUAUCAAUUAAGCAUGAAAUACUAUGAUGUAACUUUUUUGCUUGCGUUAAGCUAAUGAUGCACGUGCAUCAAAUAGCGAUAUUAAAAACAACCCAAAAAAAAAACCACAUUUAAUUUUGUCACAGUUAUGAUCAUUUGUAACUUUUAGUAAUGUUAAUUUGUUUUGAAAAAAAAAUGGUUCACUCACACAUGCUUCAAUUAUUCAAUUUGAAUUAGGAACCCACGUGUGUUUUCUGAUAGCAUAAUUGAUCUCAUAUGACAGGCUAUUGUGAUACUAUUUAAUAUGAUGACGAUAUUGCGUGUUAUUGCCACCCUUAGUUGAUACCUGCUAAAUAGACCGAAACUCCCAGGCAGAACAGUCCGAUGACCACAUGCCGCACGGCUCUGCUGUCCAAUAAGAACCAGUCUGCUCUGUGGAGACAAAAGUGGAGAAAAUUAUGGGCUGACACACUUUUUUUAUGUUGCAC
Molecule: messenger RNA, 1367 nt
Organism: Syngnathoides biaculeatus (alligator pipefish)
Lineage: Eukaryota; Metazoa; Chordata; Actinopteri; Syngnathiformes; Syngnathidae
Gene: borcs8
Product: BLOC-1 related complex subunit 8
Exons: 5
Coding region: 105-491 (128 amino acids)
Cellular component (GO): BORC complex
Source: RefSeq, a predicted model, not a curated record